CAUUUCAUAACCGUGCAAACCGCACAUCUUCCGACUCCGGCGCACCGGCUUGCCACUCGAUUAAAAAGGUUUGCCAUCGUACGAGUACCGCAUUUACGGAUCCUCCGUAGGUCGUUCCCAGAUCCCCCAUCGGACGUCUCUCAAACCCAUACUGGACAGUCUGGGACCCGUCUGCGGCGCAACUCACCUCACCUCACCUACGUACACAGUAGUACGUACGUAGUACCGUCGCAGUCGCAAUGGCCAUUCUCCGAUAUCUAGAAUACUACCUCGCGCGCCUACUCUACAAUUCAAAGGGUCGCGACGCGAAACUCUUCACCAACAAUGCCACCCUCUUCGCCAAUGUCCCUAAGAACAUCGAACUCACCUCUCCCGACGUCGGCCCCUCCGGCUCCCAUUUGGGCAUCGAGCAUAGCGCGCUCGGCGCGAGCAGAUUCCCGGAACUCUCAUGGUCGUUGGCUCCCGACGCAGACAUCUCCCACUCCGACAUCAAAGAGUAUAUCCUGCUCUGCGAAGACCCCGACGCGCCGCUCCCCAUCGUGCCCAACCAUGGCAUGUACUACGCCAUCCCACCAGCGAAAACGCACAUUGGUCCAGAAGAUCUGCAAGUCGAUACGGCAAGGCAAGCUGGUGAGGCAAAGUGGCUGAAAGGCGGGUUCCGGUUGGGCAAGAAUAUCCGAGGAACCAUCUACGGUGGACCCCGACCACCAGUAGGCCACGGCGAGCAUAGAUACUUCUUCCAGGUAAUUGCGUUGAGGGAGAAACUGGAUCUCGAGAAGAUGAAGCCCGUGGCAACAAAAGCUGAAUUGCAGGAAGCAAUCAGAGGCAAGAUCCUUGGGUAUGGCAUUUGGAUCGGGAUUUUCGAGCACAAAUGGGAGUAG
Exophiala xenobiotica is the source of this 881-nucleotide messenger RNA. RefSeq lists its product as uncharacterized. The transcript has a single exon. The coding region runs from base 240 to 881 and encodes 213 amino acids. Lineage: Eukaryota; Fungi; Ascomycota; Eurotiomycetes; Chaetothyriales; Herpotrichiellaceae. The record is from RefSeq and is a predicted model, not a curated record.